AGAGAGAGAGAGAGAGAGAGAGAGAGAGAGAGAGAACAGUUUCCGUUGUCUCAGAGGUUGAAGGAUCAAUAGAGAGGCUUGUUGUGGCGGUUGUGAUUCUGUUCCAUCUGUGUGUCGGAGCUGCAUGGUGUUAGAAGGAGGAAUCCUAGUUCCCACAGACCUAUUCCAGCAUGCUCACAGACCCUGAGCUACCUCAGGAGUUUAACAGGAUGUCUUCCAAGCGACCAAUCUCUCCAUAUGGGGGGACAGAUGGAGAAGUAGUCAUGGCAACCAGCAGACAGAGACUGGAAGAGGAAGAGAGAGAUGACGGACAGGCUGUCAUGCACCUCCCCCUGACUCCCUACUGCAGCAAGGUGUCCCCCCUCUCUCCCCGCCCCCUGGACAGCCCCCCCACCCUGCACAGUGCCAUGGUAAAACAGCCCCUCAUUGUCUUCAUAUCAUUUAUUAACUGCUCUUAUUGGCUACUUGGCUUUGUUUCGACUCUUCUUAUUGGUCGUCUGGAUUUUAAAUCCUGCCACGCUGUUGAGUUGGAAGUUGGCACUUAAGGACAGAUCUUCGGAUCCGUUUGUCCUGAUCUCGACCAUAAGGGGGCUAAACGGAACAUAGCCGUUGACAGGAAGUGACAGUCCCCAGCUAUCAUCGACUGAGACAGAGUCAUUUAGCAUUGUGUUAAAGGACUGUUUAUUAGACUGUAAUUACAGAGAGUUGUAGUUAUGGCGUCCGGUUUUGAAGUAACACAUACUUCCAACAGAGGAAAUGAUAUCGGAGGGAAACUGGACACAAAAGAUGCUCUUAUGGUGUGAACUGCGUUUCCUUUUAGUUUUAGUGUGAAAGCCCAUGUUUGUGCUGUAUCGAGGCAUGGAGACGGCGAGGCAUGGAGACGCGGGACAUGUGUGACUGUCAAUGUGAGCCAUGUCAGUGAGUCAUGUUCUGCUGGGAAAAGGGUGACUGUGUGUGGUGACAGUAAAUGCAUAUCAUCAUUUCGAUGUGUAGUUUGGUGUGUGUGAUGUGUGUUUUAUGUAUACUGUGUAGAUCUGU
Molecule: messenger RNA, 1038 nt
Organism: Oncorhynchus kisutch (coho salmon)
Lineage: Eukaryota; Metazoa; Chordata; Actinopteri; Salmoniformes; Salmonidae
Product: transcription factor SOX-5-like
Exons: 2
Coding region: 171-545 (124 amino acids)
Source: RefSeq, a predicted model, not a curated record